Messenger RNA from Apiotrichum porosum, 1491 nucleotides. RefSeq lists its product as uncharacterized. Gene Ontology annotation, molecular function: transmembrane transporter activity. Gene Ontology annotation, biological process: transmembrane transport. Lineage: Eukaryota; Fungi; Basidiomycota; Tremellomycetes; Trichosporonales; Trichosporonaceae. The record is from RefSeq and is a predicted model, not a curated record. The coding region runs from base 1 to 1491 and encodes 496 amino acids. The transcript is spliced from 10 exons.
AUGGGAGACGACGAGGAGAAGCUCACAGACUCGACGGUGCGCGUCCGGGACACAGAGGUCACAGAGGUAGCAGUGGCGAACAGCAAGACUGGUGGUCCCGAUGUUGUUGUUGUCCAUUGGGAGCCUGGAGACCCCGGGCACCCAACCAACUGGCCAAGGCUGAAAAAGUACUUGAUCGUGUGCUCCGUCUGCAGCAUCACGGCGCUCUCGAUCGCGAACGCCACGUGCUUGGCUAUCAUGUCUACGUGGGGAGUCGACUUUUACAACACGACCCGACUCGGGUUCACCGUUGGGCUGACAGUGUACAACCUCUCUGUCAGUUUCACCCCAAUGAUUCUCACUCCAAUCAGUGAGGGAUUCGGUAGAAACGAGAUUUAUCAAGUCACUAGCCUGCUUAUUGCCCUGCUCUUCAUCCCGCAGGCCUUGUCCCGGAGCUACUCUGGGUUCCUGGCUGCGCGCUGGUUUCAAGGAAUGGCCUCCUCGGUGGGCAUCUCAAUGGUCGGCGGAACGAUUGCGGACAUGUUCACGGCCCGUGAACGCGGCAAAGUGAUGAACUUGUUCAGUCUGUUUGUCUUUGUCGGCCAAGGAUCUGGCGGUCUGGUUAUGGGUUGGGUGGGCGAGAAGGCUGGUUUCCAGUGGUGCUUUGGCGUUUUUGGCAUUGCAUGCGCCGGCUCAUGCGUCCUCAUCAUCGUGUUUUGCCGCGAGACCCGUGCCGACACUUUGCUACGUCGACGCGCUGCACAUCUUACCAAGAGUACUGGCGUCUGUCAUGUCGCCGACUGUGACUGGCAUGCCGAGCACAAGAGUCUGAUGCAGAAGCUCCGGGUUACUGCCAUCCGCCCAUUCCAAUUCCUCGUCAUGGAGCCGAUCGUGACCUUCUUGUCCGUGUGGGUUGGGUUUGCGUGGGCGGUCAUCUUUCUCGGGGGUACCGCGACCAUGCUGGUGUUCGAACAGUACGGCUUCGGCCCCGGCCAAACAGGAAGCACGCAGGCGUGCAUCAUCGUUGGCGGCGUGAUUGGAUACUUUUCACAGUUCCACCAGGAGAAGAUCUAUCGCAAGGUGGCCGAGCGUUCGGCGUCUGGUCAUGCACCACCAGAAGCACGAUUGUACUGGGCAGCAUUCGGAGGGUUGCUCUUCCCCGCCGGCAUGAUGGCGCCAGAGAUCCCCUGGCCUGUUCCAGCCGUGAUGUUGUGCAUCUCGUACUGGGGUGUUUACUGCAUGUACAUUGGCACCUUCAACUACCUGGCCGACGCAUACGAGACAUAUAGCUCCUCGGCACAGGCUGCACAGAGCUUUGCUCGCAACACCAUCAGCGGCGUCUUUCCCCUGUUUGCACGCCAGAUGUACAUCAAGAUGGGGUAUCCCCAAGCAUCCUCGUUAGUGGCGGCACUGGGCUUCGUGCUGUCCCUGGCGCCAUUCCUCCUCAUCAAGUAUGGAGCGCGGUUGAGAGCCAAGUCGCCAAUCACGUCCAGUUUGGUUGGCCAAUUGUAG